Molecule: messenger RNA, 3026 nt
Organism: Myodes glareolus (Bank vole)
Lineage: Eukaryota; Metazoa; Chordata; Mammalia; Rodentia; Cricetidae
Source: RefSeq, a predicted model, not a curated record
CCCAGCCCUGUUCCUCAGUCCAUAUAUGGGCAGCGACGUCACGGGUUUGAAAACCUGCCCAUAAAUUCUCGGAGCCUAACACUUUCCGUCUGAGAGAGCAGCGAUUGAUAAAUAGCUGGGCGAGGGGACACACUGACUGUUAUAAUAACACUACACCAGCAACUCCUGGCUCCCCAACAGCCGGAUCACAGGCAGGAGAGAGUCAGUGGCCCAUAGCUAUUUUUCUUCUUAAGAAGCCAACAACUUGCUUGCUAGUUUUACAUCGGUUAGAUUUUUUUCUUUCUUUUCUUUUUCUUUUCUUUUUUUUUUCUUGCGUGUGGUGGUGGUCUUUUCUAAGUGUGGAGGGCAAAAGGAGAUACCAACCCAGGUUCAGUCCAACCCCUCUCCAAAAAACGGCUUCUCUGGCACUCCAGGUAGCGAGGGAGUUGGGUCUCCAGGUUGUGCGAGGAGCAAAUGAUGACCGCCAAGGCCGUAGACAAAAUCCCAGUAACUCUCAGUGGUUUUAUGCACCAGCUGCCUGACAGCCUCUACCCGGUGGAAGACCUCGCCGCCUCGUCGGUGACCAUCUUCCCCAAUGCUGAACUGGGAGCUCCCUUUGACCAGAUGAACGGAGUGGCCGGAGAUGGCAUGAUCAACAUUGACAUGACUGGAGAGAAGAGGCCCUUGGAUCUUCCAUACCCUAGUAGCUUUGCUCCCAUCUCUGCGCCUAGAAACCAGACCUUCACUUACAUGGGCAAAUUCUCCAUUGACCCCCAGUACCCUGGUGCCAGUUGCUACCCAGAAGGCAUCAUCAAUAUUGUGAGUGCGGGCAUCUUGCAAGGGGUCACCCCACCAGCUUCAACCACAACCUCAUCCAGCGUCACCUCUGCCUCCCCCAACCCAUUGGCCACAGGACCCCUGGGCGUGUGUACCAUGUCCCAGACCCAACCUGAAUUGGAUCAUCUCUACUCUCCUCCGCCACCUCCUCCUCCGUACACGGGCUGUACAGGAGAUCUCUACCAGGACCCUUCAGCGUUCCUGUCACCACCCACCACUUCCACCUCCUCUCUGGCCUAUCAGCCACCUCCUUCCUACCCAUCCCCCAAGCCAGCCAUGGACCCAGGUCUCAUUCCCAUGAUCCCGGAAUAUCCUGGCUUUUUCCCAUCUCCAUGCCAGAGAGAUCCACACGGUGCUGCUGGCCCGGAUCGAAAGCCAUUUCCCUGCCCUCUGGACUCCCUGCGGGUCCCCCCUCCGCUCACUCCACUCUCUACCAUCCGUAAUUUUACUCUGGGGGGGCCCAGUGCUGGAGUCACGGGACCAGGGGCAAGUGGAGGCAGUGAGGGACCCCGACUGCCUGGCAGUGGCUCUGCAGCAGUGUCUACUACCCCCUACAACCCGCAUCACCUGCCAUUGAGGCCCAUCCUGCGGCCUCGAAAGUACCCGAACAGGCCCAGCAAGACGCCAGUUCACGAAAGGCCCUAUCCCUGUCCGGCAGAAGGCUGUGACAGGCGCUUCUCACGCUCGGAUGAGCUGACCCGGCAUAUCCGAAUCCACACGGGCCACAAACCCUUCCAGUGUCGGAUCUGCAUGCGAAACUUCAGCAGAAGUGACCACCUCACCACUCACAUCCGCACCCACACGGGGGAGAAGCCCUUCGCCUGUGACUAUUGUGGCCGCAAGUUUGCCAGGAGUGACGAAAGGAAGCGCCACACCAAGAUCCACCUUCGACAGAAGGAGCGGAAGAGCAGUGCCCCCUCUUCGUCUGUGUCUGCCCAGCCUUCAGCCUCUGGUCCUGGGGGCUCGCAGGCGGGAGGCAGCCUAUGCGGUAACAGCACCAUUGGAGGACCACUGGCCUGCACCUCUCGGACCAGGACACCAUGAGAUGAAGCUCCGGCGGACACACCCAGGUCCCAGAGGCCCUCCGUCCACUUGAGCUGCACAACACUAUCACCCAUCCCUGUCCCUUCCUGUGAUCCUGGGCAAAGGACCUUGAUGGAGCCCGGCCCUGCCCCCACCCCUUUCCAGACACAGGACCCUCCUAAAAUUUAGACCAUUUUACUCUCUUAGGGGAGUUCACUGCCACUCCAAGUAAUGGGGAGCCAAGAAGAGGGCUGGGUGAGGGCCCUUGCACUAGAGGGCUGUGAUCUGAUCCUGACUGAGAGACAUCGCAUAGGUUUUGCUAGUCCUUUCCUUAUUUUGACCCUGGAUGCCAGAGUUCUUCUGAGACCUUUUCUACAAAUAGGUUGGGAGAUGCUGAUUCCUUUGAGUGAGGACAGCAAAAAAGACUAAGGAAAACUGACAUUGCACUUUAUGGCUUGGAACUAAUUUGGGGGAAGCUCCAGUGAGAGGAGCCUGGUUUCGGCUGCGGCACUCCGUGACCCAAGAACAGUGAAUUGAAGGGUAUUUAGCCGUCUCAACCCUUAAGCAAUAUGUACUAAAAACUCAGAGAACGAAAGUGCAAUGACGGGAGGGACAAAGCAAUAUUGGCUCCUUUUUGUUGAGAAACAAAGAUUAUUUUUUCAGUGUAUAUCCAUUCAGAUUUUGUGUAUUUUUGAUGUGCACUGUUCACUCCGAGUUCUGAACCUUCGGGAAAAAAAUGUAAAGCAUUUAUGAUCUCUUGAAAUGAGUCAAAGGUUAACUUAUUUAAAGGGGGAUGUACAUAGGGUGCAUGCAGUUGUGUUGGAAGGUGUCCUCUGUGCCUUGUGUGAUGUGGGCAGUGUUACAGGGUCUGCAUGUAUGCAGGAGGCCUUACUAUGGAAAAAGAAAUCAUUCCCUGGGUUGAAGUACGGCUGUAUAUUUCUGCCUAUUAAUAUUUGGAAUUUUUUUAGAAAGUAUAUUUUUGUAUGCUCUGUUUUGUGACUUAAAAAGUGUUCCCUUUGUAGUCAAAUUUCAGAUGAGAAUGUGCAUAAUGUCACGCAGCUGAUUUGUUUACUAGCUCUUAAUAGUUGUGGAAAAAUAAACAAUCUAUUCUAACAUAAAGCCACUAACUGGAGUUCAGAUAAUGGAUGGUUUAUGACUAUGGUGUAAAUAAAUACUUUUCAACAAUA